Molecule: messenger RNA, 1344 nt
Organism: Diabrotica balteata
Lineage: Eukaryota; Metazoa; Arthropoda; Insecta; Coleoptera; Chrysomelidae
Source: the annotation of a GenBank genome assembly
AAAUGUCAAAAGCAGUUUAUGUGACAACCUUGUCUUUAUUUAUAUAUCCAUUAAUAAUUAUAUACCUAUAUUUUUUUCUAAAUACUUAUAAUGACUGAUUUUUUCAGCAAAAUGGCACAACAGAACUAUGACUACAAUGACAAACUGGUUUUCCUUGGCGAAUGGUACGAUUACGAUUCCUCCUACCAAAAAAAAUUCAUCAUUAGUUACUACCCAUAUGACAAUACUAUCGAGAUCUACGACAAGGAAGCCAAAAAAAUGUAUUUGAAACGCACCAAACUGGACGAUCUGCGCAUGGAGGACAUGUUUGUCGGUAACACUGUGCGAAUUUAUAGUAGACAGAUCAAAAUAACCGGUUAUGCGGAUUGUCGCACGCAGAAGUAUGUAGGAAAGUUAAGAGAAAAGACAUUGGUGGUUUUGAAACCGACAGUGAUUGAUAAACUGGGAAUAGUUAUUAAUAUAAUCCAGGAGAAUCAGUUUCAUAUAUCCAAACUAAAAAUGUGCCAUCUAAGUAGGAAAGAGGCUUUAGAUUUUUACGAAAGAAUGAAGGGAGACACAGUUCUGCCAUUUAUUUUAGAAAACGUAGUUUCCGGACCAAUUGUUGCUAUGGAAUUGAUUGGAGAAAAUGCCGUACAGCGAUUACAGACGCUAAUGGGACCAGUAGAUCCUGUGGAAGCUAGGAAAACAGCACCUCAGAGUCUUAGAGCAGUACACGGUCACGACAGCAGAGCUACUAAUGGCUUUCAUGGUGCCUACACAGUUGAAGAAGGAAUGUUAGAAUCAGAUUUCUUCUUUUCUACGAACGAUGUGACACCAUCAGCGACGGUCAAGUUGGAAAAUAGUACAUGUUGCGUUAUAAAGCCUCAUGCGAUCCAGGAAGGAAAACUUGGGCAUAUAAUUUCAACGAUAUCCAAUUCCCACUUUAAAAUCACCGGUGCCCAGAUGCUCUAUUUGACGAGUGCUAAUGCUGAUGAAUUCCUGGAGGUAUAUAAAGGAGUGGUCAGCGAUUAUCACGCCCUACUGUUAAGUUUUCUGGAUGGUCCAUGUGUUGUUCUGGAAAUAUCGGGUAAAAACAAUGAAAUGAACGUUCACGAUGAGUUUAGGAAGUUUGCCGGGCCAGCUGAUACCGACAUAGCUAAACAAAUCCGUCCAAAUUCUUUAAGAGCUCAAUUUGGUUGUGAUAAAUACAAAAAUGCAGUGCAUUGUACGGACUUACCUGAGGAUACGGUGUUAGAACUUGAAUAUCUUUUUAAAGUGCUCAAAGAUGGUUGAUAAUUAGCGUAGAAUAGAUAAUUUUGUACUUUUAUACGUUUUAUACACUACAUUUUUUAGAUUUUAGUAAAU